Lytechinus variegatus (green sea urchin) is the source of this 3441-nucleotide messenger RNA. Its product is annotated as adhesion G protein-coupled receptor L3-like. Gene Ontology annotation, biological process: adenylate cyclase-activating G protein-coupled receptor signaling pathway; cell surface receptor signaling pathway. The record is from RefSeq and is a predicted model, not a curated record. NCBI's taxonomy places the organism in Eukaryota, Metazoa, Echinodermata, Echinoidea, Temnopleuroida, Toxopneustidae. The coding region runs from base 159 to 3425 and encodes 1088 amino acids. Gene Ontology annotation, molecular function: G protein-coupled receptor activity. The transcript has 23 exons. Gene Ontology annotation, cellular component: membrane.
AAAUCGACCUUACCACCCGUGCACACAUUGACAAGUUCUUCGUCCAGGGACUCGCCAAUUCGUCCAUCGAUCAUCCGGCUGCGUCGGGCUCGUACCCGACCGAGUUGAAGUUCAAGGCGAGCGUGGUGGAUACCCCGGGAAAUGAAUUCUUUUUUAAAAUGGAUGUACAGCAGUCACAUGGCACCGUUGCCAAUGACGCCGAAGAUAUCCAGCAGUUUGUCACGACAUAUGAACCAGUCGUCCGGUACAUUCAGAUUAAAAUCGAAGCAUCCAAUUCUGCUUACAACUGCCUACGAGUCGAGAUAUACGGCCACAUGAAUUUUGAGCAAUGGCCGAGUUUCAACGGGACUAACAUAGACGAUCAUAUCGAGUAUGGAACCGAGAAUGAUGUCCAUCUUGAAUGCAGCUGUUCCACAGAGCCCCCGAUUGAAACUUUUAAAGCAGAUUACUACUCCGUCCUUAGCGGAACCGAAAUCGCCAAUGAACUUUGCUCCGAACAUCACCGUGACACCAGGGAAGUACACACUACAGCAGAGCCAAAUGCACCAACUGGAACACAGCUAGACAGGAAGCUCGACCCAGGCAGCGGGGGCGUAACGACCGGGUCGAUCUACACGGACAUUUUCAGUGUCGAGCUUACGUCGCCGGCAGUCCACGAUGUGACGUCACCGCCUACGUCAUCAUGGUUGUGUCCUGACAUUCAUCCGGACACGCUGUUUACGUCCACCUUAAUCUUUCGAGAAGCAAUCUCCAUACGCAAAGGUAGCAUACGAUUCAAUUACUUUCUCCGCGGCGAUGUCCGGACAAGUUGGAUUCUGUACAUGAGAGUGUGGCGAGAGCUCUUCGGUCGCCCAUCGGCACAAGACGAGGUUUUAGCCUCUACCUAUGGUUCACCGGGUGGUUCCCCAGGGGAAUGGACCGAGUUCUACCUCGAGCGAGAAUUCAGUGAGAAUCCCUAUCAGCUUGUUGCAGAGUUCACCAUUGUUGCUGACGGACAUUCCUUGGUUGCUUUUGAGCUGGAUAGCUUUCAGUUAAAUUCAGAAAGUUUUACUGAUGAUAAAGGGCACCUUCAGGGCAUGAAAAGCCUGAAGAUCUCGGAUCAUCAGAUCUCGGCAUCCAGCGCACUCGAUCUUGACACCGGACCAACAUCAGCUCGCUUAAUCGAGGGUUCCGGUUGGUGCCCCAGUAUAAACGAUGCAAACCCAUGGAUUCAGGUUGAUAUGGAGAGGGAGAUAUUGUUGAGAGGAAUUAUGGUUCAGGGCAGGAAGAAUGUCGACGACUGGGUCACCAAGUACUACAUCCGGGUCAGCCAUGACGCAAACACAUGGCAUUACUAUGACAACUUGAACUAUCCAACUAUCUUCGACGGAUCUUGGAGUUCAGAUGUUGUUGUUUUGCAGAGGUUAUUGAACCCGAUGUACUGCCAGUUCAUCCGCAUUUAUCCCGUUGCUAAUAACACCAACCCAUGUUUGCGAUUUGAUUUAACGUCACACAACAAAGUAAAUGCAAAUGGUGGAUCCACAGUGUCGCCAACCUUCAAGGAGGUCUCCACCACAUCUAAAGCAACAACAAGAACACCCGGUACAACGCCCAAUGGCAUAACCAACGCAAUGAGCAGUACUACCAAAUCAACAACUCCUUUGGCUGUCUUAGGCAUGACAUCACCAGGGCAGGUUCAGAACUCAACAACAGUUCCCAGUACUGGUAAAACUGGUUUUGCCACGCCGACGGAUGGACCAGCGUCGACUGCAGGUCCGAUGUCCUCCACGACAGCCGCAGGUUCAUCCACCAGUGGAACACAAAGUCACCAAGGUGGCAGCGAUGGUGGUGGUGGUAGUGGUAGUAGCCCAUCAAUCCUGAAACCCUCUACAACCACUGUAUCAGAUGGAUCGACAGAAAAGCCUAAAGAGAAUGUGCCAGAUGAGAUUGUAAAUGCCAAGGGGGUUGAUGAGGUCUUCCUUGCUGUCACCGUUCCCAACAUCACUGUGUCCUUUGAGACGGCAUCCGCAGCGCUCAAAGUUGUUGCCAACCUUACGCAUAAGUCGUCAAGUUCACUUAACAAAGAGGAUAUCAACAGCAUUAGGGGGACCUUGACCGCUGUUUCGUCGCAAGCAGCCUCCACAAGAGAAACAGCGCAGACAUUCUUGGACGUGGUUGGAAGUAUUCUUGUACCAAAUGACACUUCAACAGAUUCUGGGAGAGAUGUUUCUGAGAAUUCAACAUCCCUAGAGAAACACGCCAGUAGUAUGAUGGAAAUUGUAGAAGUGUUUGCUACGGAUGCGGCUAAAAAUCUCUUAUCAACCGCCGACAAGGAGGUUGUCAUUCAGAAUGAUAGAUUAGUUCUACAUCUAACCAAGAUCUCGCCCGAUGAUGUCGAAAACACCACUGAAGCAGUAACCGUCAGCGUGAACUCAACGACUAACGAACUUCACUUUCCACCAUCUGUAUUUAGAGGAAAAAAUGUUACAAUCAGCGCAGUGGUCUUCAACACUCUUCACCUGACGUCAUCGUCUCAGCUUGGUGGUCUCCAUGGUAACGACACGCCUACCAGUGUGGGGUCAAAGAUCAUGUCAGUCCAGGUCGAGGCAACGGACGGGUCAAAUAUCACAUUCAGUGAUGAUGAUCCCAUCGAAAUGGUCCUAGAACUAACCGAGGAUGCCAACACAACAAACACUCAGUCAUUGUGCGUCUUCUGGGAAUAUUUAGAAGAUGUGGAAUCAGGAGGGGUGUGGUCUACUGCUGGUUGUCAUAGAAACCAAACCAAAGGCCCUCAGAUCACAUGUCAUUGUGAUCACCUGACCAAUUUUGCAAUCCUUCUCCAAGUCAACCCAAAUCCAAAGGUACUAUCCCUUGCUCACAGAGUGACAUUGGAUAUGCUAACCUACAUUGGCUUGGCCCUGUCUAUAGCUGCUCUAGUAUGUACUCUCACAACAUUCAUUUUACUCAAAUUGUUGAAAUCUCAGCGUACAAUAAUACAUGCCAACCUGUGUAUAGCAUUACUAUCGGCACAGCUUCUGUACCUGAUCGGAAUAGAGAGAACAACUCCAGCGGCAUUGUGUACUACAAUAGCUGUGCUACUGCAUUAUCUCUUUACAUCGACGUUCUCUUGGAUGUUAAUGGAGGGAAUCUAUAUUUUGAUGCAGUCUCGUUCUGCCUACGGGAAGGGAGGAAAGACGUGGAUGUACAUGGCGGCUGGAUGGGGUUCUCCUGUUGUAAUUGUAGCGAUAUCUCUUGGAGUGCGCCUAGAUGGAUAUGGCACAGAUGAUUAUUGUUGGUUAUCUGUUGAGAAUGGACUCAUGUGGGCUUUCGCUACUCCUGUGCUUCUAGUAUUGGCUAUGAACACAAUAGUCCUGAUCAUGGUGAUCCGUGUAUUCAUGGCGCUCAAGGCCAACUUGGAUAAGACAGAAGCAGAAAGAUUAAGGUAGGUGGCAGAUGUCAUUG